AUGUCCAUCGUAUCGCUGCUAGGUAUCAAGGUGUUGAACAACCCUGCUAAAUUCUCAGAUCCGUACGAGUUCGAGAUCACCUUCGAGUGUUUGGAGCCAUUGAAACACGAUUUGGAAUGGAAACUAACAUACGUCGGCUCGUCGCGCUCGUUGGAGCAUGACCAGGAGCUGGACUCCAUACUGGUGGGACCUGUGCCGGUCGGAGUGAAUAAAUUCGUCUUUGCUGCGGACUCUCCUUCUGCUGAGUUGAUUCCAGCUAGUGAAUUGGUCAGUGUCACUGUCAUACUGUUGAGUUGUUCCUAUGAUGGCAGAGAGUUCGUCAGGGUGGGGUACUACGUGAAUAACGAGUACGAUAGCGAUGAGUUGAGGGAGAACCCACCGGCAAAAGUCCAAGUCGACCAUGUUGUGAGAAACAUCCUGGCGGAGAAACCAAGAGUCACAAGGUUUAACAUUGUUUGGGAUAAUGAGAACGAAGCAGAUUUUUAUCCUCCAGAACAACAGGAAGUAGAGGAAAAUGAGGAAGAAGAGGAAGAGGAGGACGAAGAUGAGGAGGACGAGGAUGAGGAGGACGAGGAUGAAGACGAGGAUGAAGAUACAAAUGACCAAGGAACUGAAGAUGUCGAAGAAGAAAUAGAUAUCGAGGAAGAGGAAGUGGAUAAUGGCAAUGCAGCCGAAGACGCUGAAGACGAACAAGCAGCAGAAGGAGAUGUAACGGUAAAUGGGGAUGACGAACAAGACUCGAAAAGAAGGAAAAUUGAGACUCCAACAACAGAGAAUCCAGCUGAAACUGUCACUACCCCAAAGGAUAUACACUCUCCUGUAAAAACUGCUGAUUAA
Tetrapisispora phaffii CBS 4417 is the source of this 837-nucleotide messenger RNA. RefSeq names its product nucleosome assembly factor ASF1 (gene ASF1). The transcript has a single exon. Lineage: Eukaryota; Fungi; Ascomycota; Saccharomycetes; Saccharomycetales; Saccharomycetaceae. Gene Ontology annotation, cellular component: nucleus. The record is from RefSeq and is a predicted model, not a curated record. Gene Ontology annotation, biological process: nucleosome assembly; nucleosome disassembly; DNA replication-dependent chromatin assembly. Gene Ontology annotation, molecular function: histone binding. Bases 1 to 837 code for a protein of 278 amino acids.